Messenger RNA from Bufo gargarizans (Asiatic toad), 1283 nucleotides. RefSeq names its product carbonic anhydrase 1-like. Gene Ontology annotation, molecular function: zinc ion binding; carbonate dehydratase activity. Bases 1 to 1158 code for a protein of 385 amino acids. Lineage: Eukaryota; Metazoa; Chordata; Amphibia; Anura; Bufonidae. The record is from RefSeq and is a predicted model, not a curated record. The transcript has 9 exons.
AUGGCGCUGAAUUCCAUCCCCAAUAGCAAGGUGCCUGGUGGGGAUGGUCUCCCUGGGGAAUUCUACAAGAAACAUGGGGAAUUAUUACUUCCACACCUGCUAGCAGUUUUUAAAGAUGCGUAUCAAGAGGUGGAUGUAAAACUUCUGGCUAAAGUUCUGGCCAAUCGUUUAAAUAGGGUCAUUCAGACUAUAAUCCACGAUGAUCAAUAUGGAUUUAUGCCUGGUAAAUCUACGGCCUUGAACCUUAGACGGUUAUUCUUGAAUCUUCAGCUGGAGGGUGGAGAUAGACAGGAUAGGACCACGGGGCUAGGUGCUAGCCGGAGCAUUGGAGGAUCCCGUGACGCCUGGGCGCAAGGCUCACGAGGCCGGAGUCGGAGGGACUACUGGGCCACACUCCCUCAUAAAGGCCCUGACCAUUGGCAUAAAGUUUAUCCUAUUGCCCAAGGAAACUUCCAGUCUCCCAUAGACAUUAGAAGCAAAGAGGCAAAGUUUGAUGCGUCCUUGAAGUCUCUUAGCAUCAACUACAGUCCAUCUUCCAUCAAAUCUAUCAUUAACAUUGGGCAUUCUUUCCAUGUCAUUUCUGAAGACACUGCAGACAUCUCAGUGGUUAAAGGAGGCCCCCUCAGUGCUAGCUACAGGCUGAUCAAUUUCCACUUCCAUUGGGGUCCAACUAAUGAUUUGGGAUCAGAGCACACUGUGGAUGGGAAGGCGUAUUCAGCAGAGCUGCAUCUUGUCCACUGGAAUGCAGAAAAAUAUCCCAGUUUUGCCGAGGCCUCUAAAAAUCUUGAUGGAUGCGCUGUACUGACUGUUUUCUUACAGGUUGGUGGUGCGCAUUCUGGUCUACAAAAAGUGGUGGAUGCACUAAGCCAAAUUAAAGCUAAGGGCAAACAAGCAGCUUUUGCCAACUUUGAUCCAUCUACCUUGCUACCUACAUCAAAAGACUACUGGAGUUACCUUGGAUCCUUGACCCAUCCACCACUGAACGAGUGUGUCACCUGGAUUAUAUUCAAAGAGCCGAUCAGUAUAAGCCCUGACCAGCUGAACCAAUUCCGUGGUCUCCUCUCAUCAGCUGAUGGAGAAAAGGAAAGUCCAAUCUUGGACAAUCACCGCCCACCUCAACCACUGAAGGGCAGAGAAGUCAGAGCUUCCUUCUCAUGAACAUGCAGUGUACGCAUGGCACAAUCCAGAGCAUAUUAAUUACAUUUAUCUCAUCUAGUGCAGAGCAAAUCCAAUGGUGUCACCCAGGCAGAUGUAGCACUCAACCAGGAGGAUAAAAUAGCUGA